GGCGCGUCACUCGGAGGCGCCGGAAGUGGACGCGCGCCGCAGCCGGGAUGCUCACUUGACUUCCGGUGGCUCUGCGCGGAGGGAUCCCAGGCCACCAUGGUCUCGGACGAAGAUGAAUUGAAUCUUCUAGUUAUUAUAGUUGAUACCAACCCAAUUUGGUGGGGGAAGCAAGCAUUAAAGGAAUCCCAGUUCACGUUAUCGAAGUGCAUAGACGCGGUGAUGGUGCUGGGAAAUUCUCACUUAUUCAUGAACCGGUCCAACAGACUCGCGGUGAUAGCGAGUCACAUUCAGGAAAGCCGAUUCCUGUACCCUGGGAAGAACGGGCGACUCGGAGACUUCUUCGGGGACCCUGGCAACCCCGCUUCUGAAUAUAACCCCUCGGGGAGCAAAGACGGGAAGUACGAGCUGUUGACAGCAGCAAAUGAAGUCAUUGUGGAGGAGAUCAAGGAUCUGAUGACCAAGAGUGACAUAAAGGGGCAGCACACAGAACCUCUGCUGGCGGGGUCCCUCGCCAAAGCUCUGUGCUACAUCCACAGGAUGAACAAGGAGGUUAAAGACAAUCAGGAGAUGAAGUCCAGGAUACUGGUGAUCAAGGCCGCGGAAGACAGCGCCCUGCAGUACAUGAACUUCAUGAACGUCAUCUUCGCGGCGCAGAAGCAGAAUAUUUUGAUCGAUGCCUGUGUUUUAGACUCCGAUUCAGGACUCCUCCAACAGGCUUGUGACAUCACAGGGGGCCUGUACUUGAAGGUGCCGCAGAUGCCCUCCCUCCUGCAGUACCUGCUGUGGGUCUUUCUUCCUGACCAGGACCAGAGAUCUCAGUUAACCCUCCCUCCCCCAAUUCACGUGGACUACCGGGCCGCCUGCUUCUGCCACCGCAACCUCAUCGAGAUCGGCUACGUCUGUUCUGUGUGCUUGUCGACCCUCCUGGCUUUCCUUUGUUUUCUGCAUUUACAGUAUUCUGCAACUUCAGCCCCAUCUGUACUACCUGCGAGACCGCCUUUAAGAUUUCUCUGCCUCCCGUGCUGAAGGCCAAGAAAAAGAAACUGAAAGUGUCUGCGUGAUGGUCAAGCUUUCCCACCUCCCAGAGCUGCCUGUGGAAACGGGAGCGGGGAGGGAAGUCUUUGUAAGGAGGCUCCGAGAGAUCCAGCGAUGUGUAAGAAUUCCUACUGCGGUUCCUUACAGGAUGCAGUCCUGAAAGGUCACCCUCACCCGUGGGGGACGGCUGUACGUGGGGAGCCCGUCUCUGCAGUGUCCAUCUCCAGAAUGCUUCCAGAGGCUCUGUCCCGACGGGGAAAUCGCACAUUUGUGACUUUUUAAACUGGACGAUCACGUGUCACAUCAGCCUGUCUGACUGGGUGUGGGCUUUAGAGCUGCUCACUGUCAGCGUUGUUACAGGGGAGUUGGAACAGUUUCAGGAAAGGUGAGUGAGGCCUGAUCAACACGCACCGCCUUACAUACUCGGGUCCGCUUUCCGAUCCUUGCUGUCCGCGUGGAGCUUCAGCCUCAGGCACUUGCAGGUACUCAGUCCUUUGUGUGACGCCGCACGUUUGGGCAGCGAUACCCAAAUAAUGACAGUUUGUCUCGGAAUCACUGCGGAAUGGCUUUACAUGAGUCAGGCGGGUGAUGCAGGAGUCUGGUGGCAACUCCUUCAAAAGCAGUUGUGUGAAGAGGUCAUUUGUGAGCGCUGAUGUCUGGCUUGUGAGGGUACUCCAGGGUUGGGGGGUGGAUUCUUUAGUGUCACCCGCAGACUGAAUCCUUUCUUUUUAACCAAGGAAAAGAAGUAAAAGUACUAACACUGUCUAAAUGAUCUCUAGAAGCUUGGGACUUAAUACUGAAAAUUUCUGUCUGUUCAAACGAAAAAAUAUUGUAAUUUCAGCAAUAAAAAUCGUAUUUUUUCCAUGUGACCUUGACGUUAUUAAGUCCUUUUAAAUUCCAGCAUAGUGUGGGAAGCGUUUUCGGGAACAGUGGCUGAUUUGGUUUGUUUUUAAAAGUGUGUUGCCAAGGGGGACAUCUGUAAUAUUUCAACAACAAAAAGCAUGUUGACAAAUUGUGUAUCCAAUCUUGUACCCAGAUAAGAUUUAAAUAUUCUCUUUAUACUGUCUCGGAAGCUCAUCUCAUUUAAUUAACUUGUGGUGUUUGGUUAGGUUAUUUCAGGUGGGUUUUGUAUUCUGGACUUAGGAUUUUAUUAACUACACAAAGAUGUUUGUGGUAACUUUGCAAGUACUUGUUAAUUCUUGAGUUUGAGAAUCUCUUUAAAAAUAAUAUUUAAUAUUCAUAGCCUCAUUAAGUGUAAUGGAAAUCCCUAUUUUAAGUCUAGGAAAGAAAGCAUUGUAUAUCUAAAAGGAUAAUUUCAAGUUUUGAUAAGAUUAUUUUCACUGGAAAUGUUUUUAUAUACUGUUUUAGUUCUGUUUUAUUUUUAGCGGUUGUGUUUAUGGUUUAUUUUAUAUAAAUUUUUAUAAUAAAAUUAUUUAAACUUUA
Molecule: messenger RNA, 2478 nt
Organism: Myotis daubentonii (Daubenton's bat)
Lineage: Eukaryota; Metazoa; Chordata; Mammalia; Chiroptera; Vespertilionidae
Gene: GTF2H3
Product: general transcription factor IIH subunit 3
Exons: 13
Coding region: 97-1026 (309 amino acids)
Biological process (GO): regulation of DNA-templated transcription; nucleotide-excision repair
Cellular component (GO): transcription factor TFIIH core complex; transcription factor TFIIH holo complex
Source: RefSeq, a predicted model, not a curated record